This is a messenger RNA of Phytophthora nicotianae INRA-310, 270 nucleotides long. RefSeq lists its product as hypothetical. Bases 1 to 270 code for a protein of 89 amino acids. The record is from RefSeq and is a predicted model, not a curated record. The transcript has a single exon. Lineage: Eukaryota; Oomycota; Peronosporomycetes; Peronosporales; Peronosporaceae.
AUGAAUUUCGGUAUUCCCUGUACUCCAACACGUUACGAGAUCGCCUUCAACGACUCAGACGACGAGGAUGACACAAUGGAUUUCGGUAUUCCCUGUACUCCAACACGUUACGAGAUCGCCUUCAACGACUCAGACGACGAGGACGACACAGAGGACACAGAUGCUGAUAUCUUUGUUGGUGAUGGCAUCGUGUCGACUGCGCCAAUGAACCGACACCAGCGGUCGGCAGUCUCAUUUCAGCCAACUCGUUUUUACAAGUCCCUCGUGUAA